This is a messenger RNA of Actinia tenebrosa (Australian red waratah sea anemone), 1336 nucleotides long. RefSeq lists its product as uncharacterized. Gene Ontology annotation, cellular component: cytoplasm. Gene Ontology annotation, biological process: N-acylphosphatidylethanolamine metabolic process. NCBI's taxonomy places the organism in Eukaryota, Metazoa, Cnidaria, Anthozoa, Actiniaria, Actiniidae. The record is from RefSeq and is a predicted model, not a curated record. Gene Ontology annotation, molecular function: glycerophospholipid phospholipase A1 activity; A2-type glycerophospholipase activity.
ACAGCAAAUUUAAAAGCAUUACAUCAAAGUCAUGGAAGAACCCAGCUCAAGUUCCCCAGUUACACAACUUGAUGAUAGGGAUCUUCAAGAAGGGUAUACCACAAGUGGGAAAAAGGUAACACAGGAAACUACUCACCGUUCAGAAAAAGGACAACUAGUAGUGCAGCCUACAGAUAGCCCAUCCUUUCACCCACCCAAUCAUCCACGAAAGUCAGAUCACCUGGAGAAGGAUUCGGUGCAAGUCACCACAAAAUGUACAGCUAUCUCAAAAGAAGGACAUCAAAGGCUUCCCCCUGAAGAAAAUUCAUUUGAAGAACCCAAAGAUGGCUCUAUCAAAGAUUCCCAUGUUGGCUCCCAUAAAGAUUUACCAAAAGUUGAACCUAUUCCGAACAAUGAUGUUAACGAUGAAGAUUUCCAAGAACCCACAUUUUGCCCCAGAGAUAAGAAGAGUGAUGGGCUGCAACAGCAUACCUGUAUGCAAUGCCCAAACAUUUCACGUGGAGAUUUGAUAGCUAUCCCAAAAUUGUGGGGUUUAUACUACCACGAUAUGAUUUAUAUAGGAGAUGGGGAUGUUGUGCACCGAACAGGCGGAAUACGCGACUGGCUCCACUUUAAAAAAGUAAGAAUCAAAAGGGAAAAGCUUGCUGACAUCAUACCAUAUAACCGCAUGCCUACGUUGGUUAUUGAAAAUGGGUCAUGGCAGGGUCAUGACCCUCUACCCACAGACGAAAUCCUCUGCCGAGCCAAUUCAAAAAUUGGCGAAAAAGGAUAUAAUCUGUACUCAAAAAACUGUGAACACUUUGCUCGCUGGUGUCGAUACAGGCAGGAAGUCAGCGAACAAGCAAACAACCUGCUAUCUAAACAACAGGCAGUCAAAGCUGUAUUAUUUUCGUGGGCAAGUAAUCAGCCCCUUGACCACCGCUAUGGAUUUCCCUUCCUACACGUAAGAGGUCAUGCUGAAAUACUUUAAGUUUUAAGCCUGAGUUCAAAACCAUCCUUUUUAAGAAGGCUUACUUUCGAUAUAUAUUUCUAUGCAAAGUUUUUUAUGAUCUUAAUUUGCAUUUGUAAUUAUAUUAGUGUUGAAAUUGAAUGAAAAUGAAUUGUUGAAAAUAUUCGAAUGUUAUUAUAUUCCUUAACUUUUUAUGCUAAAUACUUGUAAUGUAAAGCAUUGUUGAACUCGAGCUCUCCAGGAUAUAGACGCUACAUAAAAUUUCAUUAUUUUUAUUAUUAUUAUUUAAUAUCUAAUUUCUAAAGCGCCUCCACUAUGAAUAUUCGAUGGUUACAAAAACAUUAAUUGAUUAAAACAACCACUUCAAACAGAACACAUUUAUUUAAA